This is a messenger RNA of Meriones unguiculatus (Mongolian gerbil), 1843 nucleotides long. RefSeq names its product PWP1 homolog, endonuclein (gene Pwp1). Gene Ontology annotation, molecular function: protein binding. Lineage: Eukaryota; Metazoa; Chordata; Mammalia; Rodentia; Muridae. Gene Ontology annotation, cellular component: nucleus. Bases 117 to 1613 code for a protein of 498 amino acids. The record is from RefSeq and is a predicted model, not a curated record. Gene Ontology annotation, biological process: rRNA processing. The transcript has 15 exons.
AUGACGUCACCAGGCGCCCGCGUUUACGCUUUGCUCUCCCUCGCGGAGCUCCAGAGGAGUCUCUUCGAGAGACCGAGACCACGUUUCCGGCCUGAGACGUGUCCAAACCGGGGAUCAUGAACCGCAGCCGCCAAGUGACCUGCGUGGCCUGGGUCCGCCGCGGCGUGGCCAAAGAGACGCCAGACAAGGUAGAGCUAAGUAGAGAGGAAGUAAAGCGUCUCAUCGCUGAAGCGAAAGGGAGAUUACAAGAAGAAGGUGGCAGUGAGGAAGAUGAGGCAGGCAGUCCUUCAGAAGAUGGCAUGUGGCGUACCCAGGCACAGCCUAGAGAGCCCCUGGAUGAUGGUGACCCACAGGAUGACCGUACACUAGAUGAUGAUGAGCUGGCUGAGUAUGACUUGGACAAUUAUGAUGAAGAGGACAACCCAGAUGCUGAGACUAUUGGUGAAUCUCUGUUGGGUCUUACAGUCUAUGGCAGUAAUGAUCAAGAUCCAUAUGUUACCCUGAAAGAUACGGAACAAUAUGAGCAUGAAGAUUUCUUGAUUAAGCCCACUGACAACCUCAUCGUUUGUGGCCGUGCUGAACAAGAACAAUGCAAUUUAGAGGUACAUGUUUACAAUCAAGAAGAGGAGUCUUUCUAUGUACACCAUGACAUACUCCUGUCUGCAUAUCCUCUGAGUGUGGAAUGGCUGAGUUUUGAUCCAAGUCCAGAUGCAUCUUCUGGAAAUUAUAUUGCUGUGGGAAACAUGAGCCCUGUCAUUGAGGUAUGGGACCUGGAUAUAGUGGACUCUCUAGAGCCAGUCUUCACACUGGGAAGUAAACUUUCAAAAAAGAAGAAGAAGAAAUCAAAGAAGAGUUCCUCAACAGAAGGGCAUACUGAUGCUGUCCUUGACCUUUCCUGGAAUAAGACAAUCAGAAAUGUGCUGGCAAGUGCAUCCGCAGAUAGCACUGUGAUUCUCUGGGAUAUGUCUGUAGGGAAGCAAGCAGCCAGGCUUACUGCACACACAGACAAGGUCCAGACACUGCAGUUUCAUCCAUUUGAAGCACAAACUCUGAUUUCUGGGUCAUAUGAUAAGUCAGUGGCUCUGUAUGACUGCCGAAAUCCAAACCAGAACCAACGCCUGUGGCGAUUCAGUGGGCAGAUUGAGAGAGUGACGUGGAACCACUUUUCACCUUGUCAUUUUUUGGCCAGUACAGAUGAUGGCUUUGUAUAUAAUCUGGAUGCACGUUCAGAUAAGCCAAUAUUUACACUUAAUGCACACAAUGAUGAAAUCUCUGGUCUUGAUCUGAGCAGUCAGAUCAAAGGCUGCCUCGUUACCGCUUCAGCAGACAAAUAUGUGAAGAUCUGGGACAUCUUAGGAGACAGGCCAAGUCUCAUUCAUUCGAGAGACAUGAAAAUGGGAGUUCUUUUUUGUUCUUCAUGUUGUCCUGAUUUGCCAUUUGUAUAUGCCUUUGGAGGACAGAGAGAAGGACUCCGAGUUUGGGACAUAAGCACUGUCUCUUCAGUAAACGAAGCAUUUGGAAGACGGGAGAGACUGGUUAUUGGAAGCGCAAAAGGCUUGUCUGUUAGUGGCCCUUGUGGGAGCAAGAGCCCACAGACACCAAUGGAGACCUGACAACGAUCAGUUUCCUGAUUUGCUUACCUUACCUCGGGAUUUCAAAAAGCUGGCCUAGAAAUGUUCAAGUGUACCUAUAGCCAUAAUGGUGGAAACAAAACUGAGUUCAGUUCUUUUUGUCAUUCCCCUCUGCAGCUUUGGUGGCAGUCCACAGCCUUUGUAUCUGCCUUCAACUGGGUAUUGUACAGAGUUCUUGCAUUUCUUGAAAAUAAAAGAUUUUCAAAAAAUUA